UCAUUUAACAGACACAAAGACAGUGGGGGAAAUUCGAAUUGCGUUAUUAUGACGGAAAUGUAGUAUGAUUUACCUGUGACUAGUCACCGACACAUACAUAAUUUCCGUUAAAAAUUAUAAUAUUGGAAAUAGAAAACACACAAGGGUGAACCAAUUAACUUAAAAAUAUCCAAAAACGAAUCGAUGAAACCUUCAACAAACAAGAGACGAGUGAGAGUUGAAAGAACAACGAUUAAUGUUAAAUGUUUGCGUGACAUAACCUCAAACUACACAAUAACAUGAAUUUUAUUUAUAUCUUACUGUUCAUUAUCUCUCAAGUCAAAUCCGAAUUAGCAAAUAAUUUAGAACCAUUAGUUGGUGUAAAUAAAUGUUGCGAAGAAAACGAACUCUAUGAGGGGAAUUAUUGUACCAAGAUAAACAAGACGGAGCAACCAUGGAAGCCCAUGUUUUACAGUGAGGAUGGUAAAACAAACAUUCAAGUGAAAUACAGAUUGGUAAUUGGUUUACCAGACUGUGGUCCAAAAGCCCCAUGGCCCAUCUACCACUACCAAAACUCAACUGAUCGCCUGAGAUUACUCUCAAAUGGUGUUUUGAGACAUUACUUCGACCGCAACAUUCCCCACGAUGAAGAAUUAGACGAUAACAGUAAAAAUUCCCUGUAUCAUGACUAUGAACCUGGAAAAUACUGCCUAGAAAAGAAAAUCGAUGAUAAAUUUGUAAGUCAAUUCGCUCGUGUUUGUGCCCCUGAUCAUCACACACAUUGGACUGAAACGAAAUUCCUAAUGAGAAACAUCAUAUCUCCCAUCACUCACGGUAUUGGAAUUGUGUGCCUUUUGAUAAUAGCCAUCAUCUAUUUCAUAAUGCCAACUUUACGUGACCUUGUUGGUAACAUUGUCACCACCAUCAGCAUGUGCCUUAUAGUCAGCCAAGCCGCUGAUUUAAUCAGAGUCUUAACAGUUUUUGAUAGCCACAUAAGCCUUAUUAUAAGCGAUACCAUCUGUUACUUUAGCCUACUUGGGGCGUUUUUCUGGUUAAACAGUCUGGGUUAUUACAUUUGGAAAACUUUUAGGUCAAGGAACGUUUUUCUAAGAAUCACAGAUGGGAAAAAAUACUGUUAUUAUUCAAUGUAUUCAUGGUCUUGCACUCUUUUAUUGGGAGUCUUGGCCGUUUUUGCCCACUUUACGAUGGAUUAUCCUGAGGACAAACCGCAACAAGAGGAAAAGGAAGAAAUCGGUAAAAAAAUUAAAAAAUUUGACGUUGAUGAUCAGUUUUUUCACAAGAAUAGAUUUGUUUCAGGAUCACUGGGAAUAAUCCUGUUUUUCGUCCCAGUCGCCGCCACAAUAAUAAUGGACAUAUUUUUCUUUGCAACGACUUUGAAAAUCAUAAGUCGAAUGCACACAUACGGCCGCAUCCACCACAAACUGACCCACAGCUUUCGCAUGUUUUUCUUAUUAUUGCUAAUAAUGACGAUAACAUGGCUGUUUUUCUUGAUGUCGUUUUUCAAAUUCACUGGUCUCGUUAACUGUUACAUAAUAGUGAACGCAUUCCAAGGACCUCUAAUCUUAUACGUUUGUAUUUUCAACCAGAAACACGUUGCAUAUCUAGUGCGGAAAACGUGUUGUUACGAAAAUUGCUUUUGCAAGUGUUGUCGCAGUGAACCCGAAGCCGAAUGGGGCGACGAAAUGACGGCCAUGAAUACGGGGAUUUAUUAGGCAGCUCAGUAUUUAAAAUACUGAAGAAUUAUAUCCGUCCUUAGCCCUGAUUUAGGACUAAAUUCGCACAUUUAAUAGGGCGGCCUUACUGUUUUAAUCUCAUUUUGACAAUUAUUUAUGUAUUUAAUUUACAUUUUUGUGUACUUACAUAUUUAUAAUAAAAAGAAUUGAACAACUCA
This is a messenger RNA of Tribolium madens (black flour beetle), 1891 nucleotides long. RefSeq names its product probable G-protein coupled receptor Mth-like 5 (gene mthl5). Gene Ontology annotation, cellular component: membrane. The transcript is spliced from 6 exons. Gene Ontology annotation, molecular function: G protein-coupled receptor activity. NCBI's taxonomy places the organism in Eukaryota, Metazoa, Arthropoda, Insecta, Coleoptera, Tenebrionidae. Gene Ontology annotation, biological process: G protein-coupled receptor signaling pathway; cell surface receptor signaling pathway. The record is from RefSeq and is a predicted model, not a curated record. The coding region runs from base 279 to 1712 and encodes 477 amino acids.